AUGUCCUCCCUGCUCUUUCCUCACACCCUCUGGGUCCUGCUGCACGUCUGCAUCUCUGCCGUGCACUCGGCAAAAUGUCCACAGCAGUGCGUUUGUGACCAGAUCCAGCUCACCGUGACCUGCGUCAACAAGAACCUGACCCAAGUUCCUCCUACUGUUGACGAGAUCACAGUGAAAUUGGAUCUUCGAGGCAACGACAUCCAGGAGCUUCCCACUGGGGCUUUCAAACACACUCCCUACCUCACCCACCUGUCGAUGCAGCGCUGUAACAUCCGCAGGGUGAAGGAGGGGGCUUUCCGUGGCCUUGGUCGCCUGGUCUUCCUCAACCUGGCCAACAACAACAUUGACAUCCUCUACCAGGAGUCGUUCGAUGGUCUGUCCUCGCUGAAGCAGCUCAUGAUUGACCGUAACCGUGUGGAGGAGAUCCAGCCCGGAGCUUUCUCUCAGCUGGGCUUCCUCAACCUGCUCUCCAUCACACACAACCAGCUGGUCUACAUCCCCAACAUGGCCUUCCAGGGCUUGCAGAACAUCAAGUGGCUUCGUCUCAGUCACAACUCUCUGAACUAUCUGGACAUCGAGGCCUUUGCUGGUCUGUUCACGCUCACACGACUCAGUCUGGACCACAAUGAGCUGCAGUUCUUCCCCACUGAGACCAUGACCAGACUGCCAGAAGUGACUCGUCUUGAUCUGGGCUACAACCCCAUGACGUACCUGGGAGAGGACGCGGUGUCUAUGGCCAAGCUGACCCACCUCUUCAUGGAUCACAUGUCCCUGCAGGACAUGGCCAACACAGCUGUAUCAAAAUCCCCCAACCUCGUCCACCUGGACAUCAGCCAUAACCAGCUACGUGUGAUCCAGCCCUUGUCUGAAGGGUCACCCAAGCUGGCGCGCUUCAACCUGGCAGGGAACCCCAUCUACUGCAACUGCUACCUGCGUCCACUCAGAGAGUGGGCGAUCCGUAACAAGGUGAAGCUGAUGGGGACGUGUGGAGGACCGGCCCACCUCUCAGGAGAGAACCUGGAGGCCGUCUACCCUGCAGAGCUGCGUUGCCAGAGCCAGGAGGCCAUGCUGAAGGCAGAGUUCGAGGAAGCAACCAGGAACACCCCACCGCCCACUGAAGAGCCCGAAAACAAGGUCAAGUGUCCUGCCAACUGUGUGUGUGAGGGGGAGACACACCACUCUUCAUGUGAGAACCGCGGCCACACUAAAGUUCCUCGGGGUUUCUCUCCCAACACGCGUCUCCUGGACUUACGUGGAAACAACUUCCACUACAUUCCCAGCAACAGCUUCCCUGGUGUCGCCCAGGUCGUGUCGCUACACCUGCAGCGCUGCAAGAUCGUGGAGGUGGAGGGAGGGGCCUUCAGUGGGAUGAAGGGGCUCAUAUACCUUUACCUGUCUGAGAAUGACCUCACCUCUCUCAGCCCUGACGCCUUUAAAGGUUUACCUCAGCUCACUUACCUCCACCUGGAGAAGAACCGCUUCACCAGCUUCCCUAAAGGGGCCUUCAAACUGGUGCCCGGUCUGCUGGCACUUCACCUGGAGAACAAUGCCGUCACCAAGCUGGAGCCAGGUAUCUUGAGCGGGGCUGAGAGCCUCAGAGCCCUCUACCUCACCGGGAACGCCAUUGAACACGUGUCACCCAGAGCUCUGGACCAGGCCAGUGAUCUUGAUACGCUCCACCUGGGAGGAAACAAGCUGAAGGAGGUUCCUACUGAAGCUCUGAGCAAGGCGGGGAACCUCAGAGACCUCAGGCUGUCUGGGAAUUCAAUCCGCUGGGUGGGGCCAAAUGCCUUUCAUCCUCUGGAGGGGUCACUGAAGGAGCUCUAUCUGGACAACAUGGGACUGGAGAAAAUGUCGCAGAACUCCCUGGCAGGACUGGGUCCAGGGCUAAGGAGUCUAUUCCUGGAGGGAAACCAGCUGGAGGAGGUACCUGACCUCCAUCCACUCACUUCUCUGGAGGUCAUCAACCUGGCUGACAACCCUCUGAUGUGUGACUGCCCUCUGCUGCCACUGCGCAUGUGGAUUGAGAAGGUUAACCUAAAGGUACGAGCCACCUGUGCUAACCCUCCUGAACUGAGGGGUCGAAGGGUCAAGGAUGUCCACGUUUUCAAAGCCUGCCCCGGGGGAGAGAGUCUCCCCGCCGCCCCGACCGUCACCCCAAAGCCAGCCAAGGCCCCCAAAGCAACCAAACCCAAACCGAUGCACCUCAACGGCCUUCGGCAGGUCAAAAUGCUCAAAGCCAAAUCCAAGCUUCGCAAGAGUCCAAACACGAAACAGGGAGCAGCAAAGAAAACCUCCAAAACCACAAAGAGACGCAGCAUGCCUUAAACCUGCUGCAUUUUGGUGCCACAUCUGACUUCGGUGCUGCUUUCAGACCAGAACUACCAGUAAACUGACAAAGAUUUUCAGGUUAAACAUCUAGUUGAACUCUCUGAUCAUAAAACCUGCCAGCUAUGAAAUCUUUCGCUGCUGAGGCUGUGCUGUAUUUUACACAUCUUGCCAGUUUUCAUUCACACCAUUUAUCAGCCAGAUAUUUACAGUAUUUCCUACUGCUGUCUAGUCAGUACAGUGUUGACCUUUUUCUAGUUACAUCCCCAGCUAUGUAACGCUGGUUAAACUCAGGGCUUUGAGCUCCUGAGCGGCUUCAGUUGAAGUUUUGCAUCUUUAAAGAGAUAAAUGAAGUCAAUGUCAUGACAACAAAUCCUGCUGUUAUUCAAUCGGGUGAAUGAUAGGCUCUUGAGCUUAACGCUAGAUUUAAACCACUACGUCACAACUUCGAGUCCAAUCUGUAAAGAAUCAUCAAAUCAGCUAAUUUAGAAAACAGUAUUUUUUUUAAUCACUGGAUGCUCAUUGACAAACCAUCUCGAUGUAAAACUGGAAAUAAAAUAAACCAAUACAACAAACACUGGCUGAUGUCGUUACAACACAAGACUGUCAGAGUCACAUUUACAGAUUUGACAUUAGACGCAUUAAACUCAACUGAAAUGAGAGAAGUAGAAAACAGUGACUUCUACAUAUUCUAUAAUAUAAUAGUGUCGUUGAAGAGGUAGUUUUGAAACUGUCAAAGCUGGUCUUCGUGAGCAAUAUAUCAGGUUUUAAGGUAUAAUAUUUAAGGUUGAAUUCUGUUUUUGAUGCCAUCUAUAGGCAACAUUUUUAUGCAUCAUAUUCAACUGGUGAUUCUAAAUUGUCCGUAGGUGUAAAUGUGAGUGUGCUUGAUUGUCUGUCUCUAA
Molecule: messenger RNA, 3230 nt
Organism: Stegastes partitus (bicolor damselfish)
Lineage: Eukaryota; Metazoa; Chordata; Actinopteri; Pomacentridae
Gene: chadlb
Product: chondroadherin-like b
Exons: 10
Coding region: 1-2328 (775 amino acids)
Cellular component (GO): plasma membrane
Molecular function (GO): protein binding
Source: RefSeq, a predicted model, not a curated record